AUGGCUGCUGCUGCUGCGGAGCCCGCGCAGCCAGUCCCAGAAGAGCAGCCCUCGGGACAGCAAACACAGUCGCAGGAGAAGCUGUCACGCGAGGGGCAGAACGGGACAGAAUCCUCCCAGUCGCAAGGCUUGGACCCGGGGGAGGACCCUCUGCGCAAUGCCCCGACCUUCAAGGACGAAUUGGCCCCAGACCGCGAGGAGGAAGCGCCCGAAGAGAAGCCCAAGUCGCCUGGCUUUGUCGAGAAGACCAUGCAGAAGCUGGGCCUCAACGAUGUCCUCCUCAAGAGCAUGUUCAAGUCUGUCUUCCCUUCCUGCCUGUCUGGCCCCAACUGCCUCGAGCCAGCGCCGUCAGUCAUGCGGCAACUGACCACCCUGGGAUACCUCGUCGGCGUCAUCGCCGUCCUGGCCCUCGCUGUCCUGCCCCGCGGCAAGUUCAUCCAGAACAUGAUCCUGAAUUGCCUGGCCACCGCUGUUGGCUGCGCCAUGGCCAUGCUGAUCAACUACACCGGCGUCCAGGCCCGCCUGAACACCUCGGAUCUCCGCGAGAUGGCUGCCUUCAUCCAGGCUAAUGGCUACGCCCCCUACAACUCGAGCCAGAGCGCUGUCUGUGGCGUCUGGCUGUUCUUCCAGAUAUGGCUAAGCAACGUCAUCAGGGCCAAAUACCCGGCCUUCAACGUCCCAGUCAUCAUCUACAGCAUCGUGGUCAACAUUUCCUGCACCUUCGGCCCCGAGUUUCCCACGUUGGCCACGGCCGAGGCUUUCAUCCAGAGGCUCCUGACCGCCAUCUUCAUGGGUCUCGCUAUCGCCACCGCAGUCUCCCUCGUUAUCUUCCCCAUCAGCAGCCGACAGGUCGUCGCGAAGCAGAUGGCCGGUGUUCUUGGCCUCUUCAAGAAGUCCAUCGUGCUUGAGAAACAGUACCUUCAGGGCCUGGAGAAAGAGGACAUGUUCGCCCUCGAGAUCACAGAGACCUCGGCCGGCCGCUCGGAGCCGGAGAGGAAGGGCGGCAAGAAGGACAAGGGCCCGAAGCUCACCAAGGAGCAGAAGAAUGCCCUGGCUCUGCGGGGCACCAUCGGGGCGAUCAGGGAGCUAAUGGGAAAGAUCUACGGUGAUAUGAAGUUCGCAAAGCGUGAUAUCGCCUGGGGCCACUUAAGCGCCAAGGAUUUUGGGGAGAUGUUCAACCUGAUCCGCAUGUGUGUCAUCCCAAUGACUGGUAUUGGCACAAUAAUGGACAUUUUCCAGCGCGUGGGGAGGGAAAGGGGCUGGGACGGCGACGGCCCUGGCGACGGCGGCUUGUUCCAGCGCUUCCAGCCGAUCGGCAAGGAAGAGAGCCAGCGGAUCUGGAACGACAUCAUGAAGCAGCUGCACGAGCCCUUCGAGAUCUUGUCCGAGGCCAUCACCCAAGGAAUCGACCACGCCGGUGUGCUGCUCAAGCUGUUUCCCCAGCCUAAGGCACAGAAGAAGGCGGCAGCCCAGAGCGCGGGCACAGAUGCCGACGUCGAGGCUUCUGGCGGAGAGCUCCGUCCCGGCCAGGUCGGGUUCUCCAGCGUUAUCAAUGCGAAAAUUGAGACGUUCAACUCCCGCAAGGGUGAGAUUCUGCGGCUCUGGGCCAAGGAUAAGGGGCUGUGCAGCGAUGGGAACUUUGAGAACUGGACACAGGACAGCACCAGGUUGUUUGAGAAGAGGAGGAACGAUCAGGCACAACUCUAUGUGAUCUUGUACCUGGAGAAGUUGAUGCAAGCCACAGGCGAAGCUGUGCAAGACCUCGUAGCCUUCGCCGAAUCAAAGGCAGAGGACGGGACAAUGUCCAAGAAGCGCCUGAUCUUCCCCAGCGGCCGCCGCCUACGCAAGUGGUUCCUCGGAAUCUUCAGCAACGAGGACUCGACGGCCGAGGACUCGCCCGACAUCAUGGAGACGGGCACCAACGUCGUCUACCUCGGCCAGGGCUGGAUGAACAAGAAGGACCCGGAGCACCUCCCCGCCGCCAACGCCUGGGAGCGCUUUGGCAACGGCGUGCGGCGCUUCUCGCGCUUCUUCGGCUCGCCCGAGUCCGUCUUUGGCUUCCGCGUCGCCUGUGCCACCAUGACCAUCGGCAUCAUUGCUUUCCUUGAGAGCUCGCAGCGCUUCUUCAUACAGCAACGGUUGGUUCUCAUCCUCGGAUACGAGCUGCAAACAGACCUUCUCGGAAUCACAGCAUCGGAGUCCAGUGGACAGCCAUACUACCCGCUCUACACACUCGCUCCGUACCGACUGGCCACCGUCGCAGCGGGUGCCUUUGUUGCCUUCUUCUGGACUGUGUUCCCUAGUCCUUUCACAGAUAGGACAUGGCUUCGAAAGGACCUGUCCGCGGUGCUUUACCUGCUUGCCAACUAUUCGAGCGUCGUACACACCACUAUGAAGGCGACAAUGAGUGGGACUGUCGGCGACAUGGAGGUACCCGGAACUCCUGCGCACAGCCUGUUCAAGGUUCGGCGGAAGCUGUUUGGCAAAUUGACGUUGCUUCUUCCCUCCCUUCAGAUGCACGCAAACUUCCAGAAAUUUGAGCCUAGUCUUGGGGGCAAGUUCCCUGAAGAGCAGUAUCAAGACAUAAUAUUACGGUCUACUCGCAUCAUGAACUACUGCACCCUGAUGUCCUACGUCCUCACCUACCUGGCUCCCAAAGGACCGGCCGAAAACUCCGACAAGGACUGGAUGCACGUCCUCGGCGAGGUCUUCGAGGACGUCUCGCCCGUGCACAACCAGAUCCUCUCCACGCUGACGCUGCUCUCCAACUCCCUCCUCUCGGGCCAGUCCCUUCCGCCGUACCUGCCCCUCCCCAAGCCAUACGAAAUGACGCGGCAGCUCCUCAGCAUGCCCGCGGACGGGGACCACAAAUCCGCCACCAGAGCCGCGCGACACUCAUCUGCGUCCUCGGCGUCAUCGUCGUCAUCCUCCUCUUCAUCCACACACUCAACCAACCCCGCACCCCAAAACGCAGACGCCGAGCCCUCGAACUCCAGCCCGAGCACCCAGCACGACGACAGGCAGCAGCAGCAGCACCGAAACCUCGAGGCCCGCAACCUGCUCGACGCCCGCAACAUGGAGCAGAAGGGCUACACCGAGUUCGCGGUGCUGCAGGUGUGCUCGACGCUCAUCGUCGGCGACCUGGAGAGCCUGAUCGCCACCAUCGCCGGGCUCGUGGGCACCGUCGACUUCAGUUUCCGGGUGGAGCAUACCGAGUCUGAUAGCUCCGUUAGUGACCUCGGCAGCGUGCGGAGGGUGGGCACGUGGGCUUCUCGGGCGGCUGAGGCGAGGGCUGCUGCUUCUUCUGGUGGUGGUGGUGAGAAGGGGAAGGGGAAGAAGGAUUAG
This is a messenger RNA of Diaporthe citri, 3345 nucleotides long. RefSeq lists its product as uncharacterized. The coding region runs from base 1 to 3345 and encodes 1114 amino acids. The transcript is spliced from 5 exons. Lineage: Eukaryota; Fungi; Ascomycota; Sordariomycetes; Diaporthales; Diaporthaceae. The record is from RefSeq and is a predicted model, not a curated record.